AUGAUAUCUCUCAGCGGGCGCGGAAGGAAGGAUAGGAAGACUCAGUGUCCGCUAACGUUUGUGAUCGUUGGUGGGAGCAUCGCGGGCCUGGCCUGCGCCUUUGCGUUGGGCAGAGCUGGGCACCGGGUUAUCGUCCUCGAGAAAGGCGACGCAGAAAGCCAUUCGUCUUGUACGAGGGCCAUCCGGUCCCCGCCUAACAUGUCGAGGAUCCUGCAGGGAUGGGGGCUACACGAAAAGCUGCGACAGGUCAUGGUCCGAGCGGACUGCACUGUUCUUCGAAUAGGUCAAACGGGCGAGAAGAUUGGUCUUUUCCGAUUCCACGAGCAGAUCAUGCAGGCUUUGGGCGCUGAAGUGCUUUUCUUUCCCUACGGUCAGUUAUGGCAGGAAUUAUACAAAGCUGCAGUCGACGUGGGGGCUUCGAUCCGGUUUAACUCGACCGUGACUGGAGUCACUAGUAGCCGGGCUUCCAAACCAUGCGUGGUCCUAUCCGAUGGGACUGAGGUCUCGGGAGACCUCGUUAUCGGUGCGGAUGGAAACAGCGGGAUGUCUCGCCGCUGCGUUUUAGGCGGGACCGACGAGUCGGGGAUUGUCGACAGACGAUCUAUAUUCAGCCUCGAAGUGCCGAUGAAGGAGCUAGAGGAUCGAAAGGAGUUGAGAGCAUUGACUGAAGCGUCCAAUUGGGACAUCUGGCUGGGAGAUGGCGGGUGCAUUCAUGGCCAUCCAUCUGUGGGCACCUACUUGUAUAGCCAUGGAUAUCAGAUGAACUUUAUGCUGCCUGACGCAAGUCAGGAUGUGUCUGGUGAGGACUGGGAAUGUCAAUAUCCUGUCCAAGGUAUCGUGCGUCACUUGGAAGGGUAUACGCCUUCUCUGCGCGAUCUAGUUUCUUGCGCGACUGGGGCUGUGUCAGUAAGAUAUAUAAGGCGCGACAGAUUAUCCAGCUUCUCAGACGACAAUGAUACACUAAUACUUGUGGGAGACGCUGCUCACAAUCUACCGCCUAAUUCCACCCAGAACGUGGCACUGGCGCUGGAAGACGCGACGACACUAGGGAAUUUGCUCUGGCGUCUGCGAUCGCAGACACAGCUGAGCAUGUUUCUCGGAAUAUUCGACGAGCUGCGGUUACCGCGGUCGGCAGAGGUAUUCAGGUCCGAGCACGAGAAGCAUGAAUUCCUAUCUCUUCCAUAUGGCCCGCUACAGAAGAUGCGGGACGAGGGAUUGAGGAUAGCUAUGCAGAAAGAGUUGCUGGACUGGGAUGAAGCAGACGAAGAGUAUCUGAGGAGUAAUUGGGAAGAGUAUAUCAGAAUGUUCGACUACGAUGCGAGUGAAGCGGUUGAUGAUUGGUGGUCGAAGUGGGGUUCUCUGAUGGACGCGCACAGCAGCAAUGGCGACUGA
Gloeophyllum trabeum ATCC 11539 is the source of this 1392-nucleotide messenger RNA. Its product is annotated as FAD/NAD P-binding domain-containing protein. Gene Ontology annotation, biological process: secondary metabolite biosynthetic process. Bases 1 to 1392 code for a protein of 463 amino acids. Gene Ontology annotation, molecular function: monooxygenase activity; FAD binding. The transcript is spliced from 9 exons. NCBI's taxonomy places the organism in Eukaryota, Fungi, Basidiomycota, Agaricomycetes, Gloeophyllales, Gloeophyllaceae. The record is from RefSeq and is a predicted model, not a curated record.